Molecule: messenger RNA, 1899 nt
Organism: Astyanax mexicanus (Mexican tetra)
Lineage: Eukaryota; Metazoa; Chordata; Actinopteri; Characiformes; Acestrorhamphidae
Gene: ppp1r14ba
Product: protein phosphatase 1, regulatory (inhibitor) subunit 14Ba
Exons: 4
Coding region: 480-872 (130 amino acids)
Biological process (GO): regulation of phosphorylation; innate immune response
Cellular component (GO): cytoplasm
Molecular function (GO): protein serine/threonine phosphatase inhibitor activity
Source: RefSeq, a predicted model, not a curated record
UUUCUACAAAAGAGAAUACAUGAAUGCAAAAUAUGGAGCCUGUGUAAGAACUGUGUGGUCGGUCACAUGGAGGCGCCCACAACCUGUGUGCAGACAAUUGAUAGCCGGAGCCAGGAAGAUGGACUUUGAUGUGUUACAUAGCAGGGCUACUUUGUCUUAUUAAUCCUUUCUUUCAUUUUUUAUUCAUUUUUAAAUCAGUUAGCUGCCUGGAGCUGGAGCCGCAUUAGCAGACGCCCGUACAGCACACCCACAAUUGGGGAAAAAACGACUGCUAGAUAGAAAUAAAAAAUAAAAAAAGGAGAUGAGGAGGGCAUUUGCAGGAUGCAGUGGAGCUCCACAUGGCAGGGCAUGAGUAGCUAGUCUGGCACUGCAUUUGAAUUGAUGCUGUGAGGAGGGAUUUCUCCUGUAAGAGACACUUAACUAACAUUAUUAUUUUUUAAGCUUCCUUUUUUUGUAUUAUUAAAUCAAAUUACUGGACAAUGGCGGCGGUGACAAGUCCGGAGUCGACACCUCAACCCCGGGUCUAUUUCCAAACCCCUCCCGGCACCGAGGAAGAAGUUCCACAGAAACAAGGGCGAGUGACCGUGAAAUAUGACAGAAAAGAGCUGAGGAGGCGACUGAACCUGGAGGAGUGGAUAGUUAGCCAGUUAAUGAAUUUGUACGACUGCGAGGAAGAUGAAGUUCCUGAACUGGAGAUUGAUGUGGAUGAGCUACUGGAUCUACCCAGUGAUGUGGAGAGAGCCAUCAGAGUGAAGAUGCUGCUUGUUGACUGUUAUAAGCCUAAUGAUGACUUUGUGGCAGCGCUUUUGGAAAAGGUGCGAGGCAUGCAGAAGCUCAGCACUCCACAGAAGAAGGGGGACAUCACCCCGUGAACUCCACCAGCUCCUCCCACUCUCAACCCUGUUACUCCAACCCUGAGGGGUGGAGGCGGGCACACAGACCCUACCACUACACCACAGUGUCUGUCUGUCAAAACGAAGACGAGCGAGGAGUUCAGCCAAGCCUAUCUCAGCUGCAGGUUAACCACCCCAACUGUCUUACUUUGUUUCAGUACUGUUUCCUGGAUAUAUAAUUAACGUAGAGAGUGUGGUAGUGUCCUUUUUAGCUUAAACGUAAGGGAGAGGAAAUGUGGAGCGGUUGAUGUUUUUCAGUUUUGUACACUAAAACACUAAGUGCCAUUGGACAUGGCUCGGUGCAUCUGUAAUUGAGUAGAAGAUUAGAUAAGACUCUUCUUUUUCUUUCCCUUUUCUCCAAGUAGUUUCCACUUAAUGUCUUUUUUUGUUGUUUUCACAAGAGCAAGUAACACUUGUUUCAGAAUGGGCUAAGGCAGCUAUUAGAGACAAUGAAGUGAGUGGUUUUGUUUUAACUUUGAAGUGUUUUGAUGUGAAAACAGGGAAACAAGAAUGCUGGGGAUUUGUGUGUUGGAACCAUUUUAAUUCAGUAGAUUUUUACAGUAAAUGCGGAUCAAGAUUGAAACGUGCUUUAGCACUUAGUUCUAGAUUAAUAAAGUCAGUGUCAGUCAGUAGCAAUACCAUGGGAGUGAAUUUGCCAAUCAAUUGUUACAUUCUUAUCAGAUUUUUUAAAAACAAAUCCUUACGUGUAUGCAGUCCGAAGGUUAUGAAGAACUUGAAGGUUGUGAAGACUAUGAAGGACCCAGAUUUAAAAUUGACACUAGUAUGUGUGGUAAGGCCUUGCUCUAUGAAAAAUCAAGUCUUAACGUCCAGACAUUUUUGUACAUAAAACCUUUAUUCAAUUCAAUUCAACUGAAUAUGAACUUUCUGACAAUGAGGAAGUAAACACAGUCCCUAUGUGCUGGAAUGAUAACUGUACUGUAUGCACUCUCACAACCAAUUAUGUGUACUAAGGUUCUUAAGAAAAUAAAGAAUGGUGCUAAACAUG